UAGGAGCCGCAGUAGGGUUGCUCCGUGGGGACACGCGCGUGGACACCUCACCGAAUCUGUCACGCUCCACAGGAGUCUACGGCAACGUCAGAGCCAAGAUGGGGCGAAAAGCGAUCAUCUGCAGCUGGAAGAAAAAUGUCAACAACAUCAAGGAUGUGUUUGAUUUCAAAGGAAAAAUGGGAUCGGGGUCAUUCUCCGAGGUUUACAUGGUGAGAGAAAAGAAGAGCGGUCAGCUUUAUGCCCUGAAAUGCCUGAAGAAGAAGCACCUCGCCAACAGCAAUCUGGAAAAUGAAAUCAACGUACUGAGGAGGAUAAAGCAUGAGAAUGUUGUACGGUUGGAGGACUUCUAUGAAAGCCGGACACAUUACUACCUGGUCAUGCAGCUAGUGUCUGGCGGUGAACUGUUUGAUCGCAUUUUAGACAAGGGGGUUUACACCGAAAAAGAUGCAAGCAAAGUUAUCAAACAGGUGCUGGAGGCUGUCGGCUAUCUUCAUGAAAACGGCAUCGUGCACAGAGAUUUAAAGCCUGAGAACCUGCUGUACGAUAACAUGGAUGAAAACUCUAAGAUCAUGGUCAGUGACUUUGGUCUGUCCAAGGCUCUUGAACAUGGAGUGAUGUCUACAGCUUGCGGUACACCAGGAUAUGUUGCUCCUGAGGUUUUGGCUCAGAAACCCUACAGCAAAGCAGUGGACUGCUGGUCCAUUGGAGUCAUCACAUACAUCCUGCUCUCCGGCUACCCUCCUUUCUUUGAGGAGAACGAGACUCAGCUGUUUUCAAAGAUCAUGAGGGCUGACUAUGCCUUCCAUUCACCUUUCUGGGACGACAUCUCUGAAUCAGCCAAAGACUUCAUUCGGAACUUGAUGGAAAAAAACCCAACGAAGCGCUUCACCACUGAACAGGCACUCCGACAUCCCUGGAUUGCUGAGCACACGGCCAAAGACCUGGACAUCUAUCAGUCCGUCUGUGAACAGAUGGGGAGAAACUUUGCCAAAUCUAAAUGGAAGCAGGCCUUCAAUGUAGCCUCAGUUGUCAACCACAUGAGGAAACUACAGCUUUCCCACACAGAGGCAUACCCAUCACCCCUCCCUCUACCCAACAUCGUAGUAGAGUCUUCUCUAGAGUCUGACUCAGAGCUGCUAAAACCCCGCUGUGAGAAGGACGCCCCCCUGGAUUCUAACGGGAACCCUAUUGUGAUGGCUCAUCAUCUAUCAAGCACAACCACAGAGUCAGGCAGAGGGAUCUGUCCAUCUCUUAUCUCCAUCCACAGCCAACCUGGAGGCGCACCCACUGCAGAGGGCGCCCAUAGCUUCCAUUCACAGGAUGACACCCAUUUUAGACCAUCUCAGAGCUUGGAUGUUGUGGCUCAGAGGAAGGAACAACCGUUUCAGUCUGGAGUCUGCACGCUCAUGUGACGAACAGAAUCACCUCUAAUGAAGCUUGUUCUAUGAAUCCGUGAGCCUCGUCCUCAUCAAGCCACCUGCGACUGACUCCAUCAUGCUGUUUGCUGCAGAUAACGAGCCCAUUUAAGUGAUAUCUGUGACUACAGAUUCAGAGACAUGAUGAAGGGCCAGAGGGACAUGCUACUCACAAAUAUGCACAAAGUCAUGCAUUUAUUCAUUAAGAGUUUAUUUUCAUAUGUAACAUACCCUUGAACUGUGUUUAGACACAGAGUUUGUUUAGGCGUGAUUAAAGCAGCAUUUUCUAGAACACUGGUUCUCAAAGUGGGGGGGCAGCUAGUUCAAUUGCAUGGGAGGCUUGGGAGAAAUCAAUUAUUACCAGUUUUGAUAAAUAUAAUUUUUUUGAUCUAUUGAUCGUUGCUGAAAUAAACAGUUAACAAGUUUAAAGGAAAUAAUAGCUG
Molecule: messenger RNA, 1858 nt
Organism: Cyprinodon tularosa
Lineage: Eukaryota; Metazoa; Chordata; Actinopteri; Cyprinodontiformes; Cyprinodontidae
Product: calcium/calmodulin-dependent protein kinase type 1D-like
Exons: 13
Coding region: 99-1412 (437 amino acids)
Biological process (GO): peptidyl-serine phosphorylation
Cellular component (GO): intracellular anatomical structure
Molecular function (GO): calmodulin binding; calcium/calmodulin-dependent protein kinase activity; ATP binding
Source: RefSeq, a predicted model, not a curated record